GUCCAUGAAUCAUCUUGACCAAAAGCUCCACCGCAAUUUCCUAUAGAGCCCCGCCAACACCUCCACAACUCCCCGUGGUCAGGGAAAAGAGCAGUACUGGAGAGAUGGAUGGCCGCCAUCUGCUGGGUGCCGCAGGAGCUGCGAGAGCGAACCAGAACAAUGCCAAGAUCGUCAAGAUGGCGGUGCCCGUGCUGGCCAUGCUGCUGCUGCUGGGCACGGCGGCGGCUGUCUCCAUGACGGCCGACGACCGGGCCUGCCUCCGCGCCAUCUUCGGCAGCCACAUGUUCCUGAUGUUCUGCGUGCUCGUGAACACCGCGUCCGGCUGUGCCCUGGCGUGGAUGGCUGUCACGGCGCCGACGCAGGCUGCCCGGCGCUCGUACGCGGAGUCCACCGUCGCGUCCUUCGUGCUUCUUGCCGUCAAUCUGCACUCAGCCUUGUCCAACCUCCCGGAUGUCAACGAUGCUGCCUAGCUUCGCUGCGCGCUUGUUGAUGUGCCUGCCGAAGGAUCGAAGACGGAUCAUUUUGGAGCUUGGAGAUGCGCCGUUUCAUUUCGGAGUACUAAGUUACUAGUAGAUGUUUGGAAGAUGUUUUAUGCCAGUAUCGUCGUUGUACCAGGGGACAUGCCUAUCUGGGCUUUUGUUGUUGUCUUCUUCGUCUGGGUUUUAGACUGUCUGUCUGCUUUAAGUGGGAUCCCUAGAAUCUACUCCCUCCGACCCAUAAAACAAGAGUGUUUUAAACAUCAGUGUAGUGUAAAAAAUACUCUUAUAUUAUGGGACAAAGGGAGUACGUAAUAGUAGUAUGAACUUCCAUUCGAAAGGGCUUGAAUUUGUUCAGCUGAAGCUUUGAACGUUUGGAUCUAUGUGAGUGAACGAACUUUGAUUUUCCGAA
This is a messenger RNA of Aegilops tauschii subsp. strangulata, 888 nucleotides long. RefSeq lists its product as uncharacterized. The record is from RefSeq and is a predicted model, not a curated record. Lineage: Eukaryota; Viridiplantae; Streptophyta; Magnoliopsida; Poales; Poaceae.